Messenger RNA from Xenopus laevis (African clawed frog), 10932 nucleotides. It is a transcript of the gene unc80.L, whose product is annotated as unc-80 homolog, NALCN channel complex subunit L homeolog. NCBI's taxonomy places the organism in Eukaryota, Metazoa, Chordata, Amphibia, Anura, Pipidae. The record is from RefSeq and is a predicted model, not a curated record. Gene Ontology annotation, cellular component: axon; cation channel complex. The transcript is spliced from 64 exons. The coding region runs from base 98 to 10189 and encodes 3363 amino acids. Gene Ontology annotation, biological process: monoatomic cation homeostasis; monoatomic cation transmembrane transport. Gene Ontology annotation, molecular function: monoatomic cation channel activity.
GAGCAGACAUCUUCCUGAGCAGGAUCCAGGCAGCAAGCGGUAGCAGCAGCAGCAGCACGGGGGGCAGCGGGGCAAGCGGGGAGCCCCAUCUCCCGACAUGGUGAAGAGAAAAAGCUCAGAGGGGCAGGAGCAGGAGGGGCCCCGGGGGAUCCCACUCGCAAUCCAGAUCUUCUUGUGGAGGCAAACCAGUGCGUUUCUGAGACCAAAGCUGGGGAAGCAGUAUGAAGCCUCUUGCGUGUCUUUCGAGAGAGUUCUGGUUGAGAACAAGUUGCAUGGCCUGUCUCCUGCCCUGUCUGAAGCUAUACAGAGUAUCUCUCGCUGGGAACUGGUCCAAGCUGCACUCCCACAUGUAUUGCACUGCACAGCCACACUGCUCUCCAACAGGAACAAGCUAGGACAUCAAGAUAAACUAGGUGUUGCAGAGACCAAGCUUCUGCACACUCUUCACUGGAUGCUUCUGGAAGCUCCCCACGAUUGCUCUCAUGAUAGAUUUGGGGGUGACCGAAGCUCCAGUUGGGGAAGAGGCAGUGGUGCUUUUAUUCACCAAGAAAACCAGGGAUCACCAGGACACUCAAGACAAAGCAACACUAAUGAGGAAGAUGAGAAUAACCGAAGGACGUUCCUACAAAAUUCUAUGGCAACAGUCGAGCUCUUUGUGUUCCUGUUUGCACCUCUUGUUCAUAGGAUUAAGGAAUCAGACCUGACUUUUCGCUUGGCCAGUGGGCUGGUUAUUUGGCAGCCAAUGUGGGAACAUAGACAGCCCGAGGUCCCGGCUUUUACAGCCCUGGUAAAACCCAUUCGCAACAUCAUCACAGCCAAAAGAAACUCCCCUUGCAACAGUCAGACCCAAGCACAAGACUCUCCAAAACUAGACAUAGGACCAACACAGGGAUUUGAGGUGGUAUCUGAAUUGACUCAGCCUGACUCCCUAUCUCCCAGAGCUGCCGCCUCCAGCUGCCAAAGAGCAAAUUCAUUUGAUGGUUGUGUCACAUGCAACACAUCAAAGGAGAGAGGACCUUCCCUCCCAAGAUCAUCUUUAGUGAUUCCACCAUGUCAGAAGUCUCGCUAUGCUACUUACUUUGAUGUUGCCGUUCUAAGAUGCUUGCUGCAGCCCCACUGGUCAGAGGAAGGCACACAGUGGUCCCUUAUGUAUUACCUGAACCGGCUCAGACAUAUGCUAGAAGAGAAGCCAGAGAAGUCUCCUCAGUCAGAAGAACCACCAAUUCCACGACCCCGUAGUAGCUCAAUGGUGGCGGCUGCUCCUUCUCUUGUGAACACCCAUAAAACCCAAGACCUUACUAUGAAGUGUAAUGAGGAAGACAGAGGUACAGAGCCCUAUGCCAAGGUCUCACUGACCAACCUGAGAAGACCUGCAAUUCCUGACCUUUCCUCUGACAUUGGCAUUAAUAUCUUCAAAAAGUUUAAGAGUCGCAGGGAAGAUCGGGACCGUAAGGGUUCUAUUCCAUACCAUCAUCAGGGCAAGAAACGCCAGCGCAGAAUUGGGGUGCCAUUUUUAUUACACGAUGAUCAUUUGGACGUUUCCCCGACCCGCAGUACAUUUUCCUUUGGUAGCUUUUCAGGAGUUGGAGAAGAGAGGCGGGCCAUGGAAAAAGGAGGAUGGCAAACAGCAAUACUUGGUAAAUUUACUCGGCGUGGCUCCGAUGCAGCCACAGAGAUGGAAAGUUUAAGUGCGCGACAUUCCCACUCCCACCACACUCUGCUGACUGAUGUACCUGACCACUCUAAUAGCCAUGGUGAAAACACAGUCAAAGAGGUGAGAUCCCAAAUCUCCACCAUAACAGUGGCCACUUUCAAUACAACACUGGCUUCUUUCAAUGUCGGUUAUGCUGACUUUUUUACUGAACACAUGAGAAAGCUUUGCAACCAAGUGCCGAUUCCUGAGCUGCCCCACGAGCCAUUGGCCUGUGCUAAUCUACCAAGGAGCCUCACAGAUUCCUGUAUUAACUACAGCAGCUUGGAGGACACCGAUCACAUCGAUGGGACCAAUAACUUUGUUCAUAAAAAUGGAAUGCUUGAUCUCGCGGUUGUUCUUAAGGCGGUAUACUUAGUACUGAACCAUGAUAUCAGCUCUCGAAUUUGUGAUGUGGCUCUGAAUAUUGUAGACUGCCUGCUGCAGCUAGGUGUAGUGCCAUGUGUAGAGAAGAAGAGAAAGAAGAGUGAAAAUAAGGAGAACGAAUCCACCUCGGUUUCAGGAUCAGGCUCUGGUUGUGGAGAGAAGAGGCAAAGUGAAGGGAACUUCCAAAUGAAGGGUGCAGCAAGAGGAUCAAACUGUGGAUUUGGGGGAACAUCCAGUAGUGGAGCUAGUGGCGGAGGUGGAGGAGGGGAUGGUGGAAGUGGUGGAAAUGGAUAUUUUGAUAAGAAUGAUAAAAACUCAGAAAAGAAUCAGGAUGAAAAUAUCCCAGUUACCACGCACAAGCUGGCGCUGACCAUGCUCAUCAAGCUGGUAAAGUCUUUAGGCUGUGCUUAUGGUUGUGGUGAAGGACAUCGAGGAAUGUCAGGAGAUCGCCUAAGGAAUCAGGCACAGAGCUGUCUCACAAAACUCUACAAACUGGACAAAGUUCAGUUCCGUCAGACAAUGAGAGACUAUGUUAACAAAGAUUCCCUCAAUAACGUUGUGGACUUUCUUCAUGCACUUCUGGGAUUUUGCAUGGAACCAGUUACAGACAACAGGGCUGGGUUCGGUAACAAUUUCACCACAAUGGAUAACAAAUCUACAGCACAAAGUGUGGAAGGGAUCAUCGUGAGUUCUAUGUUCAAGUCCUUGAUCACACGUUGUGCUUCAACCACACAUGAACUACACAGCCCAGAGAACCUGGGCUUAUAUUGCGAUAUCCGGCAGCUGGUGCAGUUUAUCAAAGAGGCUCAUGGAAACGUGUUCCGCAGGGUGGCACUCAGUGCCCUGCUGGAUAGUGCAGAGAAGUUAACACCAGGAAAAAAAUUAGAGGAUGGAGAUAAAGAGCCAAGACCUUCAGGAAGCAAAAGACCUGAAGAGGGGAGCGCUCCUGAAAAGGGCCGUGUGUCCUAUGCGCCCGAGGAGUGCCGAAGUUACAUCUCUAGCCAUCCCCCACAGACUCCUGAGCACAAUGCUGAGAAUCUAAACGUUCACCCUGAUCUGUCUCGCAGUGAUGAGCAAAUGCAAGGUGCUGGACGCAAGGACUUCUGGCGUAAGAUGUUUAAAUCACAGAGUGCAGCCAGUGACACCAGCAGCCAGUCAGAGCCAGACACAUCUGAAUGUACAACAGCUCACUCAGGAAACACAGAGAGGCGAUCACGGUCCAGAUCCCGUCGGAUCUCACUUCGUAAAAAGCUCAAAUUGCCACUUGGUAACUGGUUAAAACGUUCAUCACUCUCCGGGCUGACUGAUGGCGUUGAAGAUCUUUUGGACAUCAGUUCAGUGGACCGACUUUCAUUUAUCAGGCAGAGCUCCAAGGUGAAGUUUACUAGUGCUGUGAAACUGUCAGAGGCCGGACCAGGCACAGGACUCGACACCGGGAGAGACGAAGAAGAGAAUUUUUUCAAGCGUCUUGGUAAAUGGCGCUCAAGCAGAAGGAACACAUCCAAGCUUCAUCACACAGAAGAAAAAGAUGGGUGUCAGAGUUUUGAUGACCACAUUGCAACCAAUCAGGAGGCUGGAAAAAGUAAAAAUGUAGUCAACUUGGGUGCUAUAAGACAAGGAAUGAAACGCUUCCAGUUUCUUCUCAACUGUUGUGAGCCAGGGACUAUUCCAGAUUCUUCUAUUUUGGCUGCAGCUUUAGAUCUGGAAGCUCCUGUGGUAGCCAGAGCUGCCCUUUUUCUUGAAUGUGCACGGUUUGUGCAUCGCUGUAACCGUGGAAACUGGCCAGAGUGGAUGAAGGGACAUCAUGUGAAUAUUGCCAAAAAGGGUCUUUCUCGAGGUCGUUCACCAAUAGUUGGCAACAAGCGCAACCAGAAACUGCAAUGGAAUGCAGCCAAGCUCUUCUACCAGUGGGGAGAUGUCAUAGGUGCGCGCCUCAAUGAGAUCUGUCACAGUGAGAGUGAAAGUCCAGCCAAUCUGCUGGGACUUAUUUAUGAUGAAGAAACCAAAAGAAGGCUGCGAAAAGAGGAUGAGGAAGAAGACUUUUUAGAUGACAGUAAGGAGACUCCCUUUACUACAAGAAACCCUGCUUGUUCCGUAAACCCAACAAAAUGUGGGUGUCCUUUUGCUCUGAAGAUGUCUGCAUGCCAGCUGCUCUUGGAAAUCACAACGUUUUUACGGGAAACCUUCCCUUGUCUGCCUAGACCACGAGCUGAGCCUCUUGCGGAUCUAGACACCUGCCGCCUUCGCUUAGACCCUGAGAUGGACCGUCAUAGAUACGAGAGGAAGAUCAGCUUUGCUGGUAUACUGGAUGAGAAUGAAGAUUCUAAAGACUCCCUUCAUAGCAGCAGUCACACCCUGAAAUCAGACACUGGUGGUGAGGAGAAGAAAGUUCCCAGCAGGAAGAUCAGGAUAGGAGGCUCCCGUCUGCUCCAGAUUAAAGGAACGCGCAGUUUCCGAGUGAAGAAAGGGGGCUCCCUGUCCAGCAUUCGCCGGGCCGGCAGCCUAAAGAGCGCCAAGCUAACACGACAGGACUCAGGGUCCGAGAAUGAGGAGAUCCAACUUUCACAGAGCAGGGACACUGUUACUGACAUAGAAGAAGGAAGUCCAUGGAGCACAAGUGAGCCCAGUAUUGAGCCAGAAGGAGGAAACAUUAGCAGUGAAGAAAGUUACCAUCAUAACAUGUCAUGGUUGCAUGUAAUGAUCCUUUUAUGUAACCAGCAAAGCUUUAUUUGCACUCAUGUGGAUUACUGCCACCCUCAUUGCUACCUUCACCACAGUCGUUCUUGUGCUCGGUUGGUCAGAGCUAUCAAACUGCUGUAUGGAGAUACAGUGGACUCAAUCAAAGAAGAUGGUCUGGGUAGUGGUUCUGGCUUUAGAGGCAAAAAGAUGAAAGAGUGUUCAGACAAAUCAUGCCUGCGAACGCCUUCCCUGAAAAAGAGGGUUACAGAAGCCAACUUAGAGGGGAAAAAAGACAGUGGGAUGUUGAAAUAUAUAAGGCAUCAGGUAAUGAGCUUGUGUCCUGCUCCUCUGUCCUUGCUGAUUAAAGCAGCUCCAAUCCUAACAGAGGAAAUGUAUGGUGACAUUCAGCCUGCUGCAUGGGAGCUGCUCCUAAGUGUGGAUGAGCACAUGGCAGGCGCUGCAGCUGCCAUGUUCUUACUUUGUGCUGUGAAGGUGCCUGAUUCAGUUUCCGAUAUGCUGACCUCUGAGUUUCAGCAUCCCGAGACAGUCCAGAGAAUCAAUGCCAUAUUAAAAUUCCAUACUCUCUGGAGGUUCCGUUAUCAGGUUUGGCCUCGGAUGGAAGAAGGAGCACAGCAGAUUUAUAAGAUACCUCCUCCAAGCAUUAACUUUACUCUGCCCUCACCCAUUCUGGGGAUGCCAUCUGUUCCCAUGUUUGACCCUCCUUGGGUACCACAGAGCAGUGGAAGCGUGCAAGACCCAAUCAACGAGGACCAGUCUAAAUCCUUCUCAGCUCGGGCAGUGUCCCGUUCCCACCAGAGGGCUGAGCACAUUCUCAAGAACCUUCAGCAGGAGGAGGAGAAAAAAAGGCUGGGGAGAGAGGCCAGUCUAAUCACUGCAAUCCCUGUGACACAGGAGGCCUGUUAUGAACCCACAUGCUCCCCUAGUUCUGAACAGGAGGAAGAAGUAGAAGAACCCACCAAUCUGAAUUCCAGACGCCUUUCAGUAAGUCCAUCCUGUACCUCCAGCACUUCACAUCGUAACUAUUCCUUCCGUCGAGGUUCUGUAUGGUCUAUACGCUCUGCUGUGAGUGCUGAAGAUGAGGAGCAUGCAACAGAACAUACUGCUAAUCACCAUGUCUCACAACCACCCCAACCAGUUUUUCCAGCAUGCAUCUGUGCUGCAGUGCUGCCCAUUGUUCACCUGAUGGAGGAUGGGGAUGUGCGUGAAGAUGGAGUUGCAGUGAGUGCAGUGGCUCAGCAAGUUCUGUGGAAUUGCCUGGUUGAGGAUCCAUCCACAGUUCUUAGACAUUUCCUGGAAAAACUCACCAUAAGUAACAGACAGGAUGAACUGAUCUAUAUGCUGAGAAAACUGCUACUUAAUAUUGGUGAUUUCCCAGCUCAGACAUCACAUAUUCUGUUUAACUACUUGGUGGGCUUGAUCAUGUACUUUGUUCGCACGCCUUGUGAAUGGGGUAUGGAUGCCAUCUCAGCUACUCUGACUUUCCUAUGGGAAGUUGUUGGCUAUGUGGAGGGCCUUUUCUUUAAGGAUCUUAAGCAAACUAUGAAGAAGGAACAGUGUGAGGUUAAACUCCUUGUGACAGCAUCCAUGCCUGGCACAAAAACGUUAGUAGUUCAUGGACAGAAUGAGUGUGACAUCCCAACUCAGUUACCAGUGCAUGAAGAUACACAGUUUGAGGCUCUUCUAAAGGAAUGCCUAGAGUUUUUUAAUAUUGCGGACUCCCAGUCAGCAAAUUAUUUUCUGAUGGACAAACGCUGGAAUUUAAUUCACUAUAACAAGACAUAUGUACGUGAUAUUUAUCCGUUCCGGAGGUCAGUUUCACCACAGCUUAACUUGGUUCAUAUGCCACCUGAGAAGGGCCAGGAGCUGAUUCAGAAACAAGUUUUCACCCGGAAGUUGGAAGAGGUUGGAAGAGUUCUGUUUCUUAUAUCACUGACCCAGAAGAUUCCACCUGCCCAUAAACAAUCUCAUGUUUCCAUGCUGCAAGAAGACCUUCUUCGUUUGCCUUCAUUUCCCCGAAGUGCAGUUGAUGCAGAGUUUUCUCUCUUUAAUGAUCCCCAAGCAGGAAAAGAAUUGUUUGGUCUGGACACUCUACAGAAAAGCCUAUGGAUCAAACUCCUUGAGGAAAUGUUCUUGGGAAUGCCUAGUGAAUUUCCUUGGGGUGAUGAAAUGAUGCUCUUCCUUAGCGUGUUUAAUGGAGCUUUGAUCCUGCACCCAGAGGACAGUGCCCUCCUCAGGCAAUAUGCUGCUACUGCCAUUAACACAGCUGUGCAUUUUAAUCACCUUUUCUCACUCAGUGGUUAUCAAUGGAUUCUGCCCACAAUGCUACAGGUGUAUGCUGACUAUGAAAGUAAUCCACAACUUCGCCAAGCUAUUGAAUUUACCUGCCGUCAGUUUUAUGUUCUUCACCGCAAACCUUUUGUGCUUCAGUUGUUUGCAAGUGUUGCUCCUCUUCUAGACCUUCCAGACGGUGUAAGCAGUGGCUCCUCCAGUAAGGGGGUGUCAGCCCAGUGCCUGUUUGAUCUGUUGCAGUCCUUAGAAGGAGAAACACCUGACAUUCUGGAUAUCCUGGAGCUUGUGAAAGCUGAACGACCCUUGAAAUCAUUAGAUUUUUGCUAUGGAAAUGAAGAUAUGGCCUUUUGCAUCAGUGAAUGCAUCAAACUGUGUGUAACUGUGGUAGCAUAUGCACCUGAGUCGUUUAGAAGCCUGCAGAUGCUUAUGGUACUAGAAGCUCUUGUUCCCUGCUUCCUGCAAAAGCUGAAGCGCCAGACUUCUCAGUUGGAGACAGUGUCAGCUGCACGUGAGGAAAUUGCUGCCACUGCUGCCCUUGCCACCUCCCUGCAGGCUCUUCUCUACAGUGUAGAAGCUCUCACCAGACCAAUGACUGCUCCACAGAUGAGUAGGGGAGACCAAGGCCACAAAGGAGCAACUACAGCCAAUCACACUAUGUCAGCUGGUGCCAACCUUAGAGAUAACCUACAUUUGUUGGAAGAAGGUCAAGGCCUUCCUAGAGAGGAGCUGGAUGAAAGGAUUGCACGGGAGGAGUUUAGGAGACCACGUGAAUCACUGCUGAACAUCUGCACAGAGUUCUACAAGCAUUGCGGCCCCAGGCUAAAGAUUCUCCAGAACUUGGCAGGGGAACCACGAGUUACUUCCCUGGAGCUCCUUGAUGUUAAAUCACACAUGAGGUUGGCAGAGAUUGCUCAUUCUCUAUUGAAGCUGGCACCCUAUGACACACAGACUAUGGAGAGCAGAGGACUAAAACGCUACAUUAUGGAGAUGCUGCCCAUAACAGACUGGACAUCUGAGGCUGUACGCCCAGCCCUAAUUCUCAUCCUAAAGAGACUGGAUCGUAUGUUCAAUAAAAUUCACAAAAUGCCAACUUUGAGGCGACAGGUUGAGUGGGAACCUGCCAGCAAUUUAAUAGAAGGGGUUUGUUUGACACUUCAGAGGCAACCAAUCAUAUCCUUCUUGCCUCACCUUAGGUCAUUGAUCAAUGUUUGUGUCAACCUGGUAAUGGGCGUUGUUGGACCUUCCAGUGUUGCAGAUGGACUGCCCCUCCUUCACCUCAGUCCAUAUCUUUCUCCACCGCUGCCAUUCAGCACUGCUGUUGUCAGACUGGUAGCACUACAGAUUCAGGCGUUAAAAGAAGACUUCCCUCUGAGUCAUGUGAUCUCACCUUUUACCAAUCAAGAGAGACGAGAAGGGAUGCUUCUUAAUUUGCUUAUUCCCUUUGUCCUGACAGUGGGUUCUGGAAGCAAAGACAGUCCUUGGCUGGAGCAACCUGAAAUAUUUCUGCUGCUGCAGACUGUGAUAAACAUACUUCUGCCCCCACGAAUUAUCAGUACCUCACGUAGCAAGAACUUUAUGCUGGAAAGUUCCCCGGCUCACUGCUCUACACCAGGAGAUGCUGGGAAGGAUCUGCGCAGGGAAGGACUUGCUGAAUCAACCAGCCAGGCUGCAUAUCUUGCUUUGAAAGUCAUCCUGGUCUGCUUUGAGAGGCAGUUGGGAAGUCAGUGGUAUCGGCUGAGUUUGCAGGUCAAGGAAAUGGCAAUACGUAAAGUGGGCGGCUUGGCCCUUUGGGACUUUAUUGACUUCAUUGUCAGAACUCGUAUUCCUAUUUUUAUACUCUUAAGACCUUUUAUUCAAUGCAAGUUACUGGCCCAGCCUGCAGAGACCCAGGAUGAGCUGAGUGCACGGCAGCACAUAGCAGACCAGCUGGAACGUCGCUUUAUCCCACGGCCACUGUGCAAGAGCUCGCUGAUCAAUGAGUUUAAUAGUGAAUUGAAGAUUCUAAAGGAGGCUGUGCACAGUGGGUCAGCCUACCAAGGAAAGACCUCCAUAAGCACAGUGGGCACUUCCACAUCUGCCUAUCGCCUAAGCCUGGCCACAAUGUCCCGCUCCAAUACAGGCACAGGAACUGUCUGGGAACAGGACAGUGAGCAUUCCCACCAAGCCUCCCAGGACACACUCAGUCGCACAGAUGAAGAGGAAGAAGAAAAUGACUCUGUGAGCAUGCCCAGUGUAGUAAGUGAACAAGAUGCAUACCUGUUGAGUGCCAUUGGGAGAAGACGAUUUUCCAGCCAUACAUCCACAUUAUCUGCCCCUCAGGCUGAAGCCCCCCUGGGCAUGCUUCCCAGCCAAAGCGAACCUAAUGUUCUUGACGACUCCCAUGGGCGUGAAGGCGAGAUGGGCCUGUCUAGGGUAGCAAGUGUGCAGAGUGAACCCGGUCAUCAGAAUCUUCUGGUUCAGCAGCCUUUGGGAAGGAAAAGAGGCAUAAGACAGGGGACUUUCUCUCCUUCUCACCUGGUUCAGCUCCGAAGACCUCUACUCUCACGCCAGAAAACUCAAACUGAACCAAGAAGCCGGCAUGGGGCAAGGCUUUCAACCACCCGUAGAAGCAUACAGCCUAGAGCAAAGCAGUUAGUGGAUCAGAAGAGAUCAGUAACAUUUACAGAAACACAGCCGCAGCCAUCUACAUCUCAUGCUGAGCCUCCAAGUCUAACCUCUCGCUCUGGCUGCAGCCCAGCUCCUUCCAUCAAACAAGCUUCUGCAGAAAGCCCUUUGCUCACCUCCUCACCAUCUAUCACGGUUGCUGAUCUCCACAGCCAGAAUGACAGCCAGUUUGGGCUUUCACUUUUCUUCCAGAGAGGGGGCUACUUCCUAGGGAAAGAGAACCCAGAGUCUAGCAGUGGAGCAUCAGCUCAACUUCUCCACAGUUCCCCAUCUUCCCAUCUUUCAGACCCUGAAGACUUUGCUGGUCUAGAGACGAGCAGCCUUCUUCAGUAUGGUGAUACAGUCCUUCACAUAACAGAAGAUAGUGGAAUGGAAAACCCUUUGGUUUCAGGACAUUUUAACUUCUCACAUUUCGAACUGGGAGAAACAGACGUUGAUCUGGACGAGUCUCAUGUGUAACACUGGUACAUACUGUACCUAAAUCCCAAGCAGAAACCAUGAUAACACUUGUUGCCCUUUACUAUUGUUCAUGUUUGGUUUGCUCUAAAUUGUGCCUCAGUCUAGUCACUACUAACAAAACAGAAUAGACUUUUCUUCUAUAAAAUAUAGAUACUUGAAAGGUGGCUUCUCUAAACCUCAUGAAUGUAAUACAAUACAACAAAUAGAAAGAAAUUCACAGCCUUUUCUUAUAGACCUAAAAACAUUAGUCAGCAUCAUCCAACUGUGACUAAGCCUUGUUGCUUCUCGCCUUGUUGCUUCAUGUUUUUGGGUCUGGUCUUCUUGCUGUGAAUUUAGAAACCAAUGUUGCUUAAUAGCAGGUAUGCUGGUUCAUGUGUCUGACAUUCCUGCUGAACAGUGCCUAAGGCUUUAAUAGCAUUGUGUGUUGCUUUAAUAGCAUUGUGUGUUCUGUAUACCUCUUUCUGAUGCCUUGUGUGAGCAGUCAUAACAUUACAUUGUGUGCUUUUGUCUUGUGUACUAAAACUGUCAUGCUUAAACACAGCCUGUGCUGUUUGUAGCCAUUAUAUAAAAUGUUAUUUCUUGUAAGACAUUGAACCCCUCCCUUAACUGUUAAACUGACUGUACAAAAGCCCACAAAGAUUCCUUGGUUGUAAUAGUAGUGUACGUCGAAUCAUUCUUAUUAUUGCUUCGUAUUAUUCUAAGUAUUCUAAUUAUUCACACUUUCCCCUUAGAAAGUGUAUUAU